This is a messenger RNA of Hippocampus zosterae (dwarf seahorse), 3231 nucleotides long. It is a transcript of the gene snx9b, whose product is annotated as sorting nexin 9b. The transcript has 20 exons. Gene Ontology annotation, molecular function: protein binding; phosphatidylinositol binding. The record is from RefSeq and is a predicted model, not a curated record. Bases 307 to 2187 code for a protein of 626 amino acids. Gene Ontology annotation, cellular component: plasma membrane; cytoplasmic vesicle. Gene Ontology annotation, biological process: cleavage furrow formation; plasma membrane tubulation; endosomal transport. Lineage: Eukaryota; Metazoa; Chordata; Actinopteri; Syngnathiformes; Syngnathidae.
CACCUUUCCGGUUUCCCUUCAACGGUUGCAGGUCACUCCCUCCCUGCUACCAGUAUACUCGCACAUACACACAACUCUGGACGGCUCGAAUCAAUACGAAGCUCCUCUACGACUUAACGUGGCUUCCCCCUUUCGCCAUCUUUGCCAGUUCAAAGUGUUUAGUUAGCGGUUGUUUACAGGAACCGCCGUGUUUACGUCACGCAGAAGAAAAGCGGCGGAAGGAAAUGGCCAGCUGAGUGUUGGAAAAGCCUUCAAACCGACUGCUCGGCCCUGCUUUUUUUGUGAUGAUUGAUAAAUACUUCGACUAUGGCACAGAAGGCACAGGUUUUAUAUGACUUCACUGCGGAGCCGGGAAACAAUGAGCUGACGGUGAAAGAGGGUGAAACGGUCACUGUCACCAAUCAGCACAUUGGUGGUGGCUGGAUUGAAGCGCAGAACUCCCGAGGGGAUGUGGGACUGGUGCCUAUAGACUACGUAGAGCUCAACACAUCGGCCCUCCCGUCGUUCCCCGCGGCAGGAACCGCCGCGCCGGCCGCCAGCGUCGGGAACAUCGUAAAUUCGGAUCUCUCCUUCUUUGAUGCCUUUGCCCCCACGUCGACGCAGCAAAACCAGGUGGACACUAGGCGCUUGAGCCCCCAGCCCGACACCCCUGAUACCCCAGUUUCCCCCUACUUUACUUCCCCCGAUGAGGCCAACAGCAAUGGCAACGAUCCCUGGUCAUCGUGGAACACGGACCCCUCGGCAGGCGCCUCCAACAACUCGGCGUCCAAUCCGGAGGGCACCCAGACUGGCAGGGCGGCCGCGGGCGACUCCUGGGGCGUCGCCGCUCAGGGUCACCCUCAGGCCUACCAGGGUCCAGACAUCUACCCCUAUCCUUACCUUAUCGAUUGCACAGGAGCUGAAGACGACGAAUGGGAUGACGAGUGGGACGACAAGUCCACCGCCGGUUACGGCGAUGGCGAAUCGGGAGACGGCAACGCCAUGCAGCGAGGUGGCGCUCAUGCGUCGAUGAAACUCAAGUUUCCUGGGUUCUCAAAAUCUGGUCCUGAGUUGUACCUCCUGUGCAAGCAGAUUGCAAAGGGCAAGGACAAGCUACCAAUUUAUAUGGGCGAGGUUGGUCCGGUGUGGCUUUACCCAGAAUCGCAGCUGGACUGUGUGGUGGCCGACCCCAAGAAAGGCUCCAAGAUGUACGGCCUCAAGAGCUACAUCGAGUACCAAAUCACACCCAACACCACGAACCGACCCGUCAAUCACAGAUACAAGCACUUUGACUGGCUGUACGAGAGGCUCCUGGACAAAUUCGGCUCGGCCAUUCCCAUCCCGUCCUUACCGGACAAGCAGGUAACAGGGCGCUUUGAGGAAGAGUUCAUUAAGAUGCGAAUGGAGCGGUUGCAGGGCUGGAUGAGCAGGAUGUGCAGGCACCCAGUCAUUGCCAGCAGUGAAGUAUUUCAGCUGUUCCUCACGUAUAAGGAUGAGAAGGACUGGAAAACAGGCAAGAGAAAAGCAGAAAAGGACGAGACGGUGGGAGUGAUGAUCUUCACCACGAUCGAGCCUGAAGCCGCUGAUUUGGAUCCUAUCGAAGUGGAUCAGAAAUGCGAGCAGUUCAACAAAUUUACCAAAGCAAUGGACGACGUGGUGAAGGAAAUCCUCACGGUGGGCCACGAGCACUGGAAGCGCUGCACGGGCCCUCUGCCAAAAGAAUACCAACGAAUCGGUAAAGCCUUUCAAAACCUCUCCUCUGUGUUCAACAGCAGCCGCUACCAAGGUGAGGAAACGCUGACUGAUGCCAUGACGGCCGCAGGGAAGACCUAUGAGGAAAUAGCGCAGUUGGUAGCAGAGCAGCCCAAAAAGGACCUCCACUUCCUCAUGGAGACCAACAACGAGUACAAAGGUUUGCUUGGAUGCUUCCCGGACACCAUUGGCGUUCAUAAGGCCGCCAUUGACAAAGUGAAGGAAGGCGACAAGUUGGUGGCCACGAAUAAAAUCACCCCUCAGGAAAAGGUCACCAUGGCGAAACGAGUCAGCACCAUGUCUUAUGCGUUACAAGCUGAGAUGAACCACUUCCAUAGCAACCGUAUCUACGACUACAAUCGUGUCAUGCAGCUCUACCUGGAAGAACAAGUCAAGUUUUACGAGACGAUCGCUGCAAAGCUGAGACAAGCUCACAGUCAGUUCACGACAAUGUGAACGGAACUGUCAAGUUGCGGCCGAAGAAGUCCACAUCCCAAAUUUUCCCUCGUACUGCCGCUUGCGUGUCUCUCUCUCUCUCUCUCUGUCUCUGUCUCUCGCUCUUUUUUAUUCACUUUUCAUCCCUCCUUAUCCCCUAGAUGGAUUUUUUGAGCGCUAAACGGCGUUUAAAAUAGAAAGGCCCAGCGCUGAUUGCAAAUGAUGACACGCAAUUAUUGUUCCCUUUUUCUUUUUAAAGAUCUGCGGGCUGGUAGCGGGAAGAAAACACGCAAAAACGCAAUUUACACAACUGAGAAAUAGCCAUGACACUGUAGGCGCUUAAAAAAAAAAAACACCUUCAAUGCAGAACUCAGCAAAUUUAUCGCGGAAACUACUCGGUGCCUUUUCAUAUGAAUGUGUAUGUUCGACAUGUUUUCGGCGUCGCAUCCCUCGAAGGAAACAAUGUGUGCGUGUUUGUGUGUCCGCCGCCUCCUUUCUUCCUGCACUUCCUGUUUAGAUAACGGGAAGCUCCGCCCAAUCAAGUCCUCUACCCACGUGCCUUGUUCAGUUGAACUGGGGGGGGAGACAAAAAAAAGAGCGAGAGCUUCAAUCCAAUUCCAUUUUUUUUUUCAUUUGAUGGACGUUUACAUUUCAAGACCGAAUGCGCAUUUAAUGACUAUGAAUGGAUCCCCACCGCCUUUAAUCGGAGUCUGACGUUUUUAUAUGAAGGUGUAGGACCUAUAGAGCACAUAUGCAGUUUGUUUUUGCUUUUCGCUUGCAAUCAAUCUCCUUUUUUUUCAUGUGAUACACAUCUAUCAUAUAUGUAUAAAUACAUAUUUAAUAAGCACGUUGACCGGCAUCAUGGGUGCAUACUGUAUGUACAAUGUAAGUGAGGCCUGUUUGACAAAUUGAAGGGUCUGUUGUGUUCAGUGCAAACUGACCUCUCGUUUUUGUAAAGGCAGACUUUGAAGGGGAAGGUGCAUUGGCUCAUAUUUGUACAUGGGUGCCUAAUGAAGUGGCUGGUGAGUGUACAGUACAUACAAAUAAAUAUACACUAUUCCAUCA